Messenger RNA from Symbiodinium sp. CCMP2592, 1206 nucleotides. Lineage: Eukaryota; Dinophyceae; Suessiales; Symbiodiniaceae. The record is from the annotation of a GenBank genome assembly.
AUGGAGGUUCGCGCAGUGGACGGCUGCCCACUGCCAGCGGCAAAGCCUGGACUUUGCAUCCGGCCGAAACCCCGCAGCCGCAGUGCAGGGAAUGACGAGGCUUGCCUUCCGUCCAGAGGCUGGCGCUGCCACAGGCGCGCCUCUCGCCGGUCUUCCUCCCGCAAGCGCUCCCGCGAGCCCUCGGACCCCCAGCAGCGUGCCUUGGUGAGCGACAUGUUGCGGGAGGAGACGGAAGAGGGCAUCCUGCGAGGAGUGGAGCAGCUUCGUAAGCAGAACUUCUUGUCCAGCGUCCAUGACUACACCAGUGUGGUCAUCGCCUUCUCUCGCAAGCACUAUUGGGAACGGGCUUGUGAUGUCCUUUCGGAGAUGCACUCCCGCAGUCUGGCAGCAAAGCCGGUGGCCUACAACAACGCCAUGAAUGCUUGCUUAAGCAGGGAGAACUGGCAGCAGCCGCUCCGCCUCCUUCGAGAGAUGCGAGAGCUGGCGGUGCCUUGCGACUUGUUCUCCUACACCAAUGCCCUCACUGCCUCUGGCCGCAUGGGCAUGUGGCAGGAGGCACUGCGGCUUCUCUGGAAGAUGGUGGGAGACAAAGUGGCUCCCGACAUCGUCGCCUUCAACGCCGCCUUGGCCGCCUGCGAGAGCGCAGGGCGCUGGCAGUGGUCCCUUCAGCUCACGAAGGCCUUGGGCCAAGCCAAGCUGCAGCCAGACGACGUGACUUACCGAUCGAUCACGAGAGUGCUGGAGGCCGCAGAGCAGCAGCUGAGAGAGCUACGCCUGGGGUUGCCCUCACGCUUGAGUCCAGAAGGGCCCUCGCGUCAAGGACCCGUGCAGUUGCACUACUGCCUCGUGCAGUGCGAUGAGCAGGGCUUGGAAGGCUGGUCGCUGGCAGCCGGCAGCAAGCAUCGGCGCUGGGACACCCUCUUGCUCGGGCUGCUACAGUGCUUCAUGAUGGAUGGACAGUGGCUGCGAAAUGUAGCUGCAUCCCUUUUCGUGGGCCCGGAUGCCGUCCAUGCUACCGGAGCCUUGCAACCCCUAGUGAUGACGGUGCUGGGCCAGGGUCAAGAUGGUCGGCCCUUUUACCAGCCGGCCACCCUGAAAGCUUUCGAGGAAGCACUAUGGAGGCGACGUGGCCAGGACGCGGAAGGUCUCUGCUGGCAGCGUGCGCCGCGGCGUCCGAAGACCCGGCUCGAAGCCCAAGGCGCCUAG